Molecule: messenger RNA, 1995 nt
Organism: Capronia epimyces CBS 606.96
Lineage: Eukaryota; Fungi; Ascomycota; Eurotiomycetes; Chaetothyriales; Herpotrichiellaceae
Exons: 1
Coding region: 1-1995 (664 amino acids)
Biological process (GO): transmembrane transport
Cellular component (GO): membrane
Molecular function (GO): transmembrane transporter activity
Source: RefSeq, a predicted model, not a curated record
AUGGCAUAUGACGGACCGGUUAUCGACUACGGCCCGAACCCUCCCCACGGACCCGAUGUCACAGGCCACCAUCCUCCCUUUGAGCUCACUGAUAUUGACAUGACCCAUAGCGAGAAGGAAGUGUUCAAACAAAUCCUGAAACCCGACGACAGCUACGAUGAAAACGGUGUCUACUGGGCUGAUCUUCCCUUUUUCAAGCGAGCCAAGUUUGUCACCAAAGUCAACAACGAGGAGACUAGACGAGAGUUCAGGGCGUUUUGGGACAUGUUCAAGAAUGACCCGCUGGCUCCCGUCGGCUUCUACUUCCGCAACAUGGUUCUUCCCGGCGCCGGCCUCGGUCUCGAAGGUUACGUGCUCUUCUCCAUUGGCAAUCUGAAGCCUCUCUUUCAGAAGGGAUUCGCAGAGUGCUGGAACAAAGAGGCCAUUUGCAACCCGACCUGGAUCAAUGCUGUCGACUAUCUCGAAAUCUGCGGUAUCAUUGUCGGUCAGAUAUUGGUUGGUGUCAUCGGUGACUGGAUCGGCCGUCGCUGGGGGUUGAUCCAGGAUGCAACCAUCAUGUUCAUCGGUCUCAUCAUGCUGACCGCUUCAUGGGGCGUCACCCAAAACGGCUGGGUCAUUUGCUACGCCUGGUCGCUGUUUUUCUACGGUAUCGGGGUGGGUGGCGAAUAUCCCAUGACUGCCACUUCGGGUAUGGAGAACGCCGUUGGUUCGGGAACCGUCUCGACCCGCGAUGACCGUCUCCAUCGAGGCCGCAAGGUCACCAGUGCCUUUUUGAUGCAGGGCUGGGGCCAAUUCUUCAACCAAGUGCUGCUCAUCGUGCUGUUGUUGAUCUUCCACCACGGGAGCGGCAACGCCCCUUAUUCCAAGGUCGCCGUUCAAUACACCUACCGUGUUUCGUUCGCCAUUCCGGCCGUCGGCACCCUGUGGCUGGUCUACUGGCGUACUUACAAGGUCAAGGCCAGUGCCAACAAACAGUUGCAAUAUGCCAAGAAGAAGAAUGCCGUGACCGGGUACGACACCGAGUCCCUGUCUUUGACCAUUCACUACUUUGGUGGUCGCCUGCUUGCCACCGCGGGUACCUGGUACGCGAAUGACGUCUUCUUCUACGGCAACAAGCUGUUCCAGAGCGAAUUCAUCAAGGUCAUUAUGCCGCACAGCAACUCCAUCAUGCCGGGCUGGCUGUACAACCUGAUCAACGUCGGCGUCUCCCUUUGUGGCUACUAUCUUGCCAGUUUUCUGAUCGACAACAAACUCUAUGGUCGCAAGCACAUGCAGAGCAUUGGAUUUCUGAUGGACUUUAUUUUGUUCAUCGUGCCCGCCUUCAAUUUCGAAUAUUAUACUUCGGUUGAACACAUCAAAGAAUUCCAGGCCAUGUACUUCCUGUCAUCCUUCUUCAACCAGUUUGGUCCGAACUCGGUCACCUUCAUUGCCGCCGCCGAAGUGUAUCCCGUGGCUGUUCGAGCCAGCGCCCACGGGUUUUCAGCCGCGGUCGGCAAACUUGGGGCCUUGACCGCUUCCGUCCUUUACAACUACAUCGAUACCCAGACAAAAUUCUACGUUGUCCCUUGGUUCGGUCUGGCCGGUGUGGUUCUCAAUGUCGUCUUCAUGCCAGACACCACGGGCCUCGAUCUUAAGGAGCAAGAGCGUCGGUGGGCCUUUAUCCGCGCCGGCCGGGAGAAUGAUUACCACGGAAUCGCCAUCCACCCCAAGCAUCUCAGCUUGUGGGAGCGGCUGCGUGGUGUCGGCAAGCACUACGACGCGGAGCUGGACUACGCCCAGCGCAUCGAGGAGAUGCGGCGUGAAUGGGAGGAGCGGAUGGCGCAGAAGGUGGAAGAGAAGGAACAGGCGCACGACGAUGCGUUUGACGACGACUUCCACGCCGACGUCAGCUCCUACUUUCAGCGUUCGACCCAAUCCCCUAUGCUGCGGGGGGCCGAGAACGAGAAGAUCCCUCCUCACGAGGGAUUGAACGGAGCUAAUGGUAAUGGGAUAUGA